Molecule: messenger RNA, 3930 nt
Organism: Pyrgilauda ruficollis (rufous-necked snowfinch)
Lineage: Eukaryota; Metazoa; Chordata; Aves; Passeriformes; Passeridae
Gene: AMH
Product: anti-Mullerian hormone
Exons: 5
Coding region: 802-3078 (758 amino acids)
Biological process (GO): Mullerian duct regression; gonad development
Molecular function (GO): growth factor activity
Source: RefSeq, a predicted model, not a curated record
GGGUGCUCCAUCCUUUUCUGAUGAUCCUGAGCUCCACAAUGCAAAUAGUUGGAAACUCAGGGAAGGGUCUGGAAGUUUUCUGUCGGGACAUUUCCCCUUGCCAAAAUCAGGAGAUCUCUUGGGACAGGUUUCCAGGAUGGUUUAGGCAGGUGGCUUUGGCAAUUCCAACUGUUCCAGUGGGUCUGAGCAUGUCAUGGAGGGAAAGGUCUUUACAAUGGUGUGUGUGAGACUUUCUAAAGGAGGUACUGAGUGCUCAAAGUCCUCAGGCUGCUGCUGCCCCUCGUGUUUCUCAUUCCCAGGAUGAAGCCCUUUUCCAGGGCAGCCUGUUGAGCUGCAGGGUGAAGGUUUUCCAGCCAGAAGAAGGAAUGCUUUCCAUACAUUUACUUAUUUCAGCCCAUUUUCUGCCCCUGUCCCCCUCCUCCUGCUCUGGCUCUCUCUCCCCUCCCGGUGUUUCAGUGCUGAUGGGGUCGUACGUGCCAUUCCCCAUGAGGAUCCCAUUCCAGACACAUCCUCCUUUAGAAAACAUCCAAAGUCAAGGCCGUGCAUCCCUACGAGCGAGUGCAACAGCUUCGAUCUUUGCACGUUUCCAAAACGAGCUGCAGACCCAAAAAUAGAACAAAAAAAGUUUCUUUGCCACCUCCCUCGCUCCUCUGCAGCGCGACAGCCCCAGGGCGGCUCAGGGGAGGUUGUUGUGCCUCGGCCACUCAAGGCCACCCGUGGUUAAAAGGGAGAGCUGUCCUCCCUCUUCCUGCCGAGGGCUUGGGAUCCUGAGCUGCUCCAGGGAAGAGCUGAGGUGGGACCAUGAGCGCUCUCAGAGGGCUCCUGCUGUGCCUGGUGCUGCUGCUCCCCUCUGCAGCUCUGCCCAGGAAACAGGGAAGGGAUUCCCUGGUGGAGCUGAGCCUGCUGGAGGAGCCGGGGCUGGGAGCAGAAGGGAGAAAGGUGGGAAAUGGAAGUUCACAGGAGACACCCAGGUCCAGGAGGGCUGCUGCCACUCGCCUCUUCUCCAAGCCUGAGCCGGGAGCCAAAUGCCCGCAGGAAGUGGCUGAGGAGGGGGGCCCGAGCUGGUCCCGCUCUAGCCCGCAGCCCUGGCCCCUCGGGGGCCUGGAAGGGCCCGUGUGCAGGGUGAGGAUGGAGCAGGACGGGGCCAGCCCGAGGCAGCUGGAGGUGGUGGGUGUGCUCAGCCACUACGAGAGCAGCUUCAUCAAACUGCUGAGACGGCGCCGGAGCUGGGACGGGAACUUGGCGGGGACCUUUGGGCUGUGCCGGCCCGGGGAGGCGGAGGCUGCGCCCCAUCCCCUGCAGAGGAUCCACGAGCACGUCCUGGAGCCGGGGCUGGAGAGAUUCCUCGUCCUGCACCUGGAGGAAGCUGCACUCAGCAGUGCCAGGCAGCGGGGAAGUGGCUCCUCCUCGGGCAGUGGCCACAGCGUCCCCGAGCCUCUGGAGAGCAGAUUUCCAUGGGGUCUGCGGGAGGCAGCUCCCUGCUGGCCGGGUGCGGGGUGUGUCCCGCUCUCCACCUCCCUGGAGCCGGGGAGGGGAUUUGCUGAGUCCCUUCUCCCCGUCGGCUCCUGUCCCGGUGCUUCGGUCCCGGAGCCCCUUCCCCAUACCCGGAGCCCCGCGGCGCUGGAGGGGAUUCACGGCCGUGUCUCCCCCGUUCCAGUGCAGUGGGAGGCGCAGGUGAAGCUGCGGUUCCAGCUGGUUUUCCAGGAGGAGGUGGGACGGGCUGUGGGAGAGCUGCAGGCGGCCGUGAUGCUCUUCUACCUGGGCCGCCGGGAGGGCCGGGGCUCCGGGCACCCGCAGGAGCUGCUGGCCACCGGCCCGGGGCUGCCGCGGGACCAGAGGCUCUGCCUCUCCAGGGACACGCAGUACCUGGCCCUGGCAGCCGCCGCAGCCUCGGUCACCCGCAGCGCGGAGCGGCUCCGCUUCUCGGCUUCCCUGGCCAUCCACGGCGGCGCGGGAGCAGGUGCCCCCUUGCCCCGCACGGAGGUGCAGCAGCUCCUGUUCGGCUCCGAUGACAAAUGUUUCACCCGGAUGACCCCGGUGCUGCUGCUGCUGGCCAAGUCACGGCAGCAAGAGGAGGAAGAGGAGGAAGAGGAGGUUUUGGCCCCAUCCUCCUACCUCUCUGCUGAGGGGGUGGUGGACACGGCUCCGUACCCGCAGCUCAGCCCGCCCCAGGCCGGCACCGAGGAGCUGCCGACCCCCACUGCCCCGGGCCAAGCCAACACCUCUUCCCCAGUGCCCGGUGGCAGCGCCCAGUUCCUGGCAACCCUGACCCACUUCAUCCGGCAGCUCCUGAGCUCCUCCAGCGAGCCGCCUCCCCAGCCCACUGCCCACCACCGGCUGGACUUCGAGAUGAUGGAGACCCUCCCUCACCAGCUGCUCAACCUGUCGGAGGAGGCGGCGCUGGAGCGGCUGGUGCAGUCGGAGGAGCCCUCGGUGCUGCUGCUGCCCCAGGACAGCGGGGCCGUGCUGGAGCAGCACCUGGGGGACUGGCAGCCAGAGGGCACCGUGCUGCAGCUGCUGAUGGGCAAACUGCAGGUGGUCAUCCAGGAGCUCAGGGACAUCCCGGCUUUCCAAGCCAACGCGGCGCUUUUCCAGCACCUCCUGACCUUCUGCUACUACCCGGCAGAGCCGGGGCAGGCCGAGGUGGCCGAGCGGGGCCCGGGCUCUCGGAAGCUGCGCACGCUGCUGCUGCUGAAGGCGCUGCAGUCGGUGCGGGCUCGCUGGCAGGAGCGCAGGAAGGUGCAGCGGCAGAACCGCAGCGCCCGGCACCAGGCGCACUGCCGGCUGCAGGAGCUCACCAUCGACCUGCGCGACCGCCACUUCAUCAUCAUGCCCACCAUGUACGCGGCCAACAACUGCGAGGGGCCCUGCCGGCUGCCGCUGUCCGCACGCAUCCCCAGCUACUUCUCGCACACGGUGCUGCUGCUGGGCAUGCAGGACCAGGGCUCGCCGCUGCGCAGGGCUCCCUGCUGCGUGCCCGUGCGCUACUCGGACCAGCUCAUCAUCAGCCUCUCCUCGGACGGGCUGGAGAUCCGCAAGUUCCCCAACAUGGUGGCAGAGGAGUGCGGCUGUCGGUGAGGCUCCCGCCGGCCUCGCCGCUCGCCCCACCCCGGCCCCUCUCUCCCGGUUUGCCCUCCCGGCUCGGGAUCUGGUGCUUCUCCCGAGGCGGGAGCUCCCGUGUGUCCUUUCCCCAUGGUUUGGCUCGUUAGCAUCGCUCUGGUUCUGGGUUCAUCCAUGCCUGUCCCUGGGGCUGCUCCGUGCUCCUCUGGGGAUGUCCCCCUCCCGUGGCUGAGGUGCCUCCGCUGGGUACGGGCACGGCAGGGCCGUGGGGGAGGACAAGGCUUGGCAGACCCAGGCAGGACCGUUCUUGUUUAUCCCUCCCUCUCUGCUCCUGUAGUGGCUGGGCAGGGCAGCUGCUGCUUCCUCCAAGCCUUGCAGCAUCCUCUGGCCAUUCCCCAGCCCACGGCCCAUCACAGGACCCCCCCUGGCCACACGGCUCCACCUGUGACAGCAGAGCAAGAGGCCAGAUCCCCUCGCAGGGACCAGCCUUGCCCUGGGACACGGCUCUGUGUGAGCCACGAGGAGCCGCUGGCCGUGCCUUGGGGCUCCCGGCCAGGUCACAUCUGCGUCACCCCGCGGUGACCCCGCUGCCGGGGCGAGGGGAGGAGGGAGCGAUCCCAUUACACCUCCCGGGCUGCUCACACCAUUCAUGGGAGCGGGAGCAAACGGCUGCCAGAGCACCUGCUCCGUGUCCCCGCCGGCGUCAGCACGGGCUGCCUGCCCCAGAUCAUCUUCCAGCUGAGCCUGGCCCUCAGCUGGGGAGCCAAACCCUCAGGAGCAGCUCCUGGGCUUGUCCUGGCUACACCUCCUCGGGUUUUGCAGUGUCCCCACGGGGAGGCACAGCUGGAGGUUGGUACUCACCAGUCCCAC